CAUCGCUCCUGCCGAUCCUAAAGUUGGCAAUCCUGAAUUAUAUUAUUUCACACGUGCUUCACACAUUUUAUAUUUUGCAUUACACAAAUAAUUUUAUAAUAAACAAAACAAAAAUGGAAGAACAAAAAAAACGAGUAGAAGAUCAUAUGACGAAAAUGGUCGAAGAAAUUGAUAAGACUUAUUUACGAAAAAUGCAGGGAGAUAUGCAUAAGUGUGCUGCACAAUGUUGCGAUAAUGAAACAUAUAGCAUACAAAAGAUUCAUAGAUGUGUAGAGAAUUGUAGCUCUUCUUUGAAUAAAGCACAACAAUAUGUUCAAGGAGAGUUUGAACGAGUACAGAGGAAGCUUUAUGUAUAUAUAUAUGGUGUAAUGGAAUGCAAUGAUAAUAUAAAAGACAAAAUGGGACCAAAUCCGACACAGAUUGAAGUGGAUAAGUAUAGUGAAGAGUUUGAAAAAUGUGCCAUUACGUGUGUCGACUCUUAUUGUGAAUUAUUACCCUCUUUAGAAAAGACUAUGAAGAAGGUCCUCAGUAAAAACGAAUUUGCAUAGUUUGUAAUUAGAAAAUAAAUUUUAAACAUCUCAUUUUAUUUUUAACAUUCUUAAUUGGGAACAUUUUUAUGUCUAGAAAUAUAAAAAACAUUUGUUUUUUUAGGCACAAAGUAACUAUGUGUGUGUGCAAUAACUUUUAACUUUAUUAUUUUCACACACACAUAGGAAAAAGUUGCGAAUAUUAUAUAAUUUAUUUAUAAAUGAAGUGUAAGAAAAGAAAAACUUACCUCACAAAAAGUAUGAUUAAUUAGAUUAUCUGACUUUUAUUUUUCCUUUCUUUUUUUUUAUUUUUUUCUCUGCAUUUAUUUUCUUUCUUUCUUUUUUUAUCAUUAUUUUCGCUUACAUUUUUUAUACAGUUGAUGAAGAACUAAUUUUGAUUAAGUAAAAUAUAGAGAUAAUAUUAUAAUAUAUCAAUAAUAUCAAAAAAUUAUUUUUUUCAGCAAUUCUAGUUAUUAAAUAUGCUUAAUGCUACAUAUAGAUUGGUGGUCUUUGUUGAUAAAAGUAUGCAAUAAAAAUGUUAUGGAAAAUUUAAUA
This is a messenger RNA of Formica exsecta, 1082 nucleotides long. Its product is annotated as protein FAM136A-like. Bases 114 to 548 code for a protein of 144 amino acids. Lineage: Eukaryota; Metazoa; Arthropoda; Insecta; Hymenoptera; Formicidae. Gene Ontology annotation, cellular component: cytoplasm. The transcript has 3 exons. The record is from RefSeq and is a predicted model, not a curated record.